This is a messenger RNA of Trichoplusia ni (cabbage looper), 6469 nucleotides long. RefSeq lists its product as uncharacterized. Lineage: Eukaryota; Metazoa; Arthropoda; Insecta; Lepidoptera; Noctuidae. Bases 853 to 5460 code for a protein of 1535 amino acids. The transcript is spliced from 3 exons. The record is from RefSeq and is a predicted model, not a curated record.
CGACCAUGUCGCGUGAUUCUGUUUUUAUUUUGGGCCAGUGAUCUUUGCCCCAAAAUAUCAAGCAAAUAGCGUUACCUUACAAACUCCAAUCAAAACAUCUAUCUGCGGUUCUUAUCUUUUGCUAAAUGAACGUCUGUCGACAUCUGACUUCAUUAUCAAUCACGUUUUAUUAUAUAAAUUUUAUUUAAUAUGCCCUGUUCAUUGGUAACAGCACUUCCUUAACACGCGCCUUUAUUUUUAAUAUCCCGACAAACAUCUAACGAUUCCUUUUCAACACGAAAAUUGCAUCUAAAUAAAAAAAUGUGAGUGAUAUAAAUAGCUAGAUUUGUGGAGCAUCGGGCGCCUGUGUUAUUAUAGCGAAGAAAUAUAGGAUAAGACGCGGAUCGUUGGCCGAAAUUAUCGCGAGUCGGCGCGCGCGCAUCGCCCGCGAGUCGCACGCGCAGCGUCGGCGGUGCGCCCGCGCUUAAAGCUCAAGUCAUUUGUUUGUACUCCGUCGCUAAAUAAUAUUUACAUCAUUUCUUCUAAGUGUGCCGAAACAAAUUGAUUAACAAACUGCUUAUAAAUAGUUUCUUAAAUUUGCCGUUACGUUAAUUUUAGCAAAUAUUUGUGAUUAAAAAUACGUCUUUACGGGUGGUGUUUGUUUUAAUUAUAUUGUUAGACUGAAGAUGCUCAAAUUGAAUUUCGCUGGGAAACAUUUCAGUGCAUUAAAUUAAUAAUAGUGAUAUGUAUGAGUGUGUGUCUGUGCGUAAUAUUGUGUUAAAUCGUACGUUAGCUAGGUCGUGCCAAAACUACUGAAGUGGGUGUGAAUAUUUGUAAAUGUUCUUUAAAUAAGUGUUUAUUUUAUAACGAAUUAUGGUCGCUAUGGUUGAAGUCGCUGAGAGGACGAACAAUGAAUAUUUCAGAUCGUUCUUACCUGCUGUCAACUCCCCACCAGUCCCUCACCGAGAUAUAUCGGCACCCACGGCGACGUACCGUCCUUACACAGAAGAGUAUGCCACUGUCCAGCGCCGCGUGGAGAGACCUGCCCCUCCAGAAGAAGCCGAAAGAAAGAAGGACAAGAAGUGGUCCAUCGGAAAGCUAUUCAGACGGAAGAAAAAAGAAGAUGAAAGUGGCUCUUCUUCAGAAAGUGACGAAGGAGUCAGCACACGCUCACCAUCUAAAAGAAAGUCAAAAAAGAAGAAGAAGACUCCAAUAGUCAAUAAUUUUGAUCACAUAGUCAUUAGGGAUUCGAGAAGAGCACAGAGUUUAGCCAAACCAAACCUUCGAGAUGUUACAGAUGAUGGUGUGCUGUCUGAUCCAUCCGCGGGGUUCAUAAACUAUCGUGCGAAAACUCAAGAACUGUACAGAGCCUCCAAAGAAUCUCUCAGCUUGAGAGAAGACAACUCCAACAGAUCGCUAGGACCAACUUUGGAGACAUCUACUAAGAAAACCAGGAAAGGAAGAUUGAAAGCUCGAGUCGAAGCUUUAAGGAAUAGUAUGCGAGGAGAGUCGAGCAGUGAAGAAGAAUCACUCAAGUCAUCAAAUUCAUCAUUGAUGAUCAGAUUCAGAAGUGAAGAUUCCUUGAUGCGUUCACGUGAUAGCUCGUUAAACAAAAGGUCUAGAAGCGCUAGAAACGAGAGAUACAUCAAACGGUUAUCUCGUGAUGAAGAAAAUCAAUUGAAUAAAGAAGCAGAGUUAUUACAACAAGGAUACACAAAGGCUGAGGUCGAAAUGUUGACAAGGACACCAACGAGCCAAAGUAGCGGCUAUGGAACUUGCAAACGUGACCAAACACAAAAGAUAAAAAACGAACAACUUUACACUAAUGAUGCUAAUCGCCGUCCUAUGAAAUCCGAAUCAAUAUCAUCAUUCCCAUCGACACAAAGUUACCCAUCAUCCAUUAAUUUUAACGCAAAAGUUAACAAUGAGCAUAUUAACUAUUCGAUUCCAACCAGUAACAUUAACAGAGAAACGCUUUAUGCUAAUAAUAACAGAGAGAGGAGUGUUAGCAGUCAAUACGAAAAUCCCGAAAACAUUAUGUACGUUAAGUUUCCCUUAGGGAACGUUACAAAUGUCAAAAGAGAAGAGAAAGCACCGCCGGUGCCUCCUCCCCGUGAUAUGCAUAGAAAAGUCACUACCCCUAUAUCCAUGUACUACGAAAAUAACCCGAUGGUAGCAGAUAGGAUGGCCAAUACGCAGCAAAAUGUUUUGCACGGCGUUCCUAAUAAUGACUUUGAAAGAGUCAUGAGACGAAGUCAGGAAAGAUCACUAAGUCACAGCUUCAAUGGAUUGCGACGACCUAUCUCAAACUCUGAGGACCAUAUCGCAAUGCAAAACAAUGAAUAUGUACAGACGUACCAAAUAAAAAAUGAACAACCGCGUAGGCCAGCCUCAGUUUCUGCGGAACCUAAUCAUUAUGGACUCUAUGCUAAUUCACCGCCAUGGAGAAAGUCAAUAGGUCCAACAAAUAUUGUAAAACCAGAACCAGUUCAAUUGAAACAUGAUUAUUUGUAUUACGCCGAUCAAAGCCCAAGGUCACGAAGACCAAUAAGCAUUAAAACUAGUCAGAACGGGCUUGAGAAUCAGUAUUUAAGUGACUCACAAGCUACACAAAACGUCGCAGAGAGUGUGUAUCGUCGUCCAAGAAAUGCGUCUGAGUUUUGGAAAAAGAUUGAUGAUGCCGAAAGACAGCGACGUCAGCAAAACAUAUACGCGAACUCGAGGAGUAGUAGUGACUUUUCAAACAGCGCUCAACUGCAUAGAGUUGCUCCGUAUUUAGAACAAAAUAAAGUAGGCCAAGAAAACACCGAUAUCCAAAAUAAAAACAAAACUGCUUUUAAAAGUUCGUCCGUCGACACAACCGACGGAGCUAAAGUUUGGAAGGCGACGACAGAGUACAAGCGAUCUGUCACCGUGGAACCACCAAAAACUGUUUCAUCACCGACAUCGAAAACGCACGUUAGGCAUAAAUCUGACACAUAUGUUCCUAGCAUAUAUCAAGUACCGUCUGAUGACGAAAAGAGUUCAGAGAGACGAAAAUCUACUAACCUUGACGACGCUCUCAAUGAACUAGAAGCCAUAUACAAUAGCUUAGGUUUAGGCGACGAAGAUCUAUUAGAUAGAGCUGAACGUCGAGAGUUAAUGACGCCUAAGUUUAACGACCAUUUUAACGAUUGGAAUGGAAACGAUGACGAGAUUCAACUGCGAAGUCAGCCAACGACGCCUUUGCGACGCGCACAGAGACGGUCGACGUUACCCGAUAAGUUACAAGAUGACAUGGCUUUUAGGAGGAUGAAUUCUUUGACAAAAGAUAAACCCAACUAUAAAGAUGCUCAAUCACAAAUAAGUUACAUGUUGGCGUCACCUGUGUAUGUGCCGUACGCGUCCGAUGAUGACAGGCAGUCCGAACGAAACGAGCCAGAUAUAGUGUAUGACGACGUCGUUUAUAGAAACAUAAAACAGACAAAUAGCCGACUGAAGACUCUGGAUCCUCAACCGCCAUUUGGCAUACCCAUAGGACCAGUAUCGCCGGCCCCUCAAAGUGAUUACCUUCAUGCUACACCUGAAAAUAAAGGUAGAUCGCGGUUUAUUCCAAGACGGUCACCAGACCUGGUCUCUGACGAUCUAGCAUAUAGAAGUCUAAGAAAAGAUAACAGGCAUUCCUCACACUUCAAUGGUGAAGAUUAUAGUGGCAUUAUCAAUAACAACGGUUACUCUGAGUAUCCGUAUACAAAAGACUCUGCCGCUAAUCUUAAAAAGAAAAGAGCUGUUAGAUCUCUAUCCGCUAACAUAUUUACUAUGAUUCAAAAAGAGAUCGACGAUGCCUUAAACACGAGUAAAAUGUCUUCAUUACAAAAGACACACAGCAACAGUGAUGUUAUGAAACGUCUUCGCAAUACAUUCGAAAGUAACGACAACGAGCAAGACCACUAUCCUCGUAACAAGGUAAAGCAAAGACACAACACUGUCAGUCUAUUUGUCAAUAACACACAUGCACCCACCCAUCAUUUCGCAAAAGAUGAUUCAUUCAUUCAUAGUGAUGAUAAGCACCUUGCUAAGCCACCAUCAUGUGAUAAGUCCAAAAGCUCAUCACCAUCAAACAGAUCGCCACAAGCAUCUAAACGUUCAUCGAAAGAUGAGUUUCAGCAGGUUCUUAGCAUGCUGGCCCAGGAAGCUAUGGACACAAGUAAUAAGUUAGGAGUAGCUCUAGCAGAAUUGGACAAAAAUAGAAACAAUAAUGAAAAGAAAUCUGACAUUCAAAGCAGAAUCACUGAUAGUCGACAAUCAUUCUUAAAUGGUUUAACUUGUAAAUCUUUCGAUGACCCAGUCCCUCAAGUCAAGCUUGUAAAUGUUCGCUCUGAAGUUGUUAAUGAUCAGAAAGAAAGCCAACCUGUUAACAAUAAUGACGUCAAUGAAGACUCUAAAGGCAAAAAGACAGAAGAUAGUCUUAUGGCUAUAUCUAAUCAGUUGCACAAAGUAGAAGAUCAGCUAAAGCAUAGUUUCGAAAAAGAAGUUAAUUUUGAUGAUGAGAGUGUUAAACUCUCAAACUAUAUUGCAAAAGCUGAAGAACAGUUAAAAGCUCAAGAAACUACGGUUGUGAUACCAGAUAGUACGUUGAUACCUGAUGUCGUUCCCCUGACAGUCAAAGACGAUUCUGUUAAAAUAGAAACAGUCAAUGAAAAGGAAACACUUCCAGAACCAAAAUUACCAGUCAUCAAUUCAUUAAAUCCUUUCCUAAAUUCUGAUGAUAAAAUAAAGGAAAUUAAUGAAAUUAACGCUUUCCAAGAAUUAAAAGAUGGAAUAUCUGACCUAAUAGCUGGAAUUUGUCAAGUUAACGAAAAACUUUUCACACAAAAAGGACCUAAAUAUGAGGAUUGUAAUAAUACUAAUCCUGAGAAAACUACUGGUAUGGCUGAAGCUACUGAAAAACUGAAUCAGGCAUCACAAAAUAUUAGUAACCAAUCCGUUCCUCAUAGAGCAUCAAUUAACCUGUCGAUAUACGAAGACGACUUAGAUGCAAAGAAGGAUGCAGCCGAUUCAACAGAAUAUAACUCUUCUGAAGAAUUAGCAACUAUAUUUAAAUUAGAGAGUAGUGCUAAAAGAGUCGCCAAUGAAAAUGAAAAUGAAGAAGACGCUGAGAAUAAAGUACGCGAUGAAUUAAGUUCACCUAAGUUGGUUCAAACAGUGAACCAACAUCUAAGAAGGUUGUCUGUAGACCAAACCGAUGAAACUCCUAGUCAAAGCAACUCACUGCCAACGAACGUAGUCCCAUGGAGAACUAAAAGGCAAACUCACAAUACUCAAAAAGAUAGCGGAGGCGAUUGCGCGCAGUCGAAGCGCGAUUGGCACGACUCUGGCACGUUGAUGUUAGCUUGUACCUACACACUGAUGUUCUCGCAACACCUGGCUGAUUUGGACUGGUUGACGCUGCUCGGUUUACUGCUGGCAAUGAUCACAAUUAUCGCUAUGCUAAUAAUAUAAUGUAGACGUUAUAAUGUAACUUUAUUCCUAAAUGGAGAUCGACUGAAAAGCUCUAUGAGGAAUUCUGUUGAAAUGAAAAAACCUAGAUACUAUUAUAAUUGCAUUAAUUAAAUGUAUGAUUUUUUCUCAAGCCAUACAAACCAGUCCAUCUCUAUAAAAAGCAUUUAAUGGCCUUAAAUAAAGCACUUGUCACAUAUUUUUAGAACAUUGAUAAAAAUUGUAUUAAGUUUAUCAAUAAAUAACCAUUUAUUUUUAGAAGUUUUAGCUGUGAUGUUCAUUUUAUCUUACUUAAUGGUUUUUAAAUCUAUGUUUUGUAUUUUUAAUUUUACUUUUUAUUAUUUUAGCCAAAAUCAACGAUCAAUUUAAACAUUGUGUUUUCACUUACAAUGGUCUUGUAUUAAUUGCAUGAAUUUGUGUGUUUUAUGAUUUUGCAUGUUAGGAAUUGUAUUUAUAAUAAUAUCGUCUUGCUUGUAGAACGAUAGGUACAUUUGUAAGAAAAUAUUUAGAAUACUACUACCAAUUAGCAGACAGGUAUACUUACUUAAUUCCGUAGAAUCCUACAUUAUUUUAUCCUAGGAUAUUAUUUAAUGAUAUUAAAACAGCAUAAAAAGAACUAAUUUCACUUAAAUAAGCUACAUAAAAAAAGUAUUCAAUUUGAUUACCAUAGUAAAACGAAUAGUUGUGUAAAUAUUGUAAGGAAAUUGGCGCGAAUCAGUGACUAAUCAACUUGUCCAUGAUCCGUGUAUAAUCUGUAAUUUGUUUUCUAGGUGAAAAUUGAUUGCCUGGAGUGAUCACCUUGCUGACUGCGUUCAAUAUUGUACCUACGUACUUCGAAGAUAAUUUUAAGCUAUUAUUAAUUUUAUCUAAGCUACUUUCUGUAUUUUAUUCUAUACCUAGUUGUAUAACAUUUAAACUUUACUAUGUUUAUGUAGAGGCUUCCAGAUACAUAUAAAGAGAGCGUUAUUUAUAUGAAGAAAAGUUAUAAUUUAAAUAAAAUGUUUCAGUUUUA